This is a messenger RNA of Corylus avellana, 1876 nucleotides long. Its product is annotated as myb-like transcription factor family protein. Gene Ontology annotation, biological process: chromatin remodeling; negative regulation of transcription by RNA polymerase II; DNA repair. Gene Ontology annotation, cellular component: NuA4 histone acetyltransferase complex; nucleus; Swr1 complex. Gene Ontology annotation, molecular function: transcription corepressor activity. NCBI's taxonomy places the organism in Eukaryota, Viridiplantae, Streptophyta, Magnoliopsida, Fagales, Betulaceae. The record is from RefSeq and is a predicted model, not a curated record.
CAGUUCAUCCCUCUGCUCUAAGCUUUCGCGCUCGAAAACAAGCCCUAAUUGAUUCGAACCCAAAAUCCUCUAGUCUCCAAAUCCAAUCAUUUCGAAACCAAAAUAUCCCUAAUUAUUUCUUUUAAUGCGCUGUGAAUUCGAAUCCUCCGCUAUUUGAAAGUCUUAAUCUCUCAGAAAGUAGAAACGAACCCUAAUUUUUGGGGAUUUUCUUCGCAAAUGGAUGCUAAGGACAUCCUGGGCUUGCCCAAGAAUUCACUGCCCCAAGAGAAAAAACCCAGGCCGCAGAAAGACUCUCAGCGAAAACCCGAUGGCAUUUCACGCGAGGUGUACGCGCUAACGGGUGGUUUGGCACCUCUUAUGCCGGCGAUCGAUGCGUCUCAACUGAAAAAACGUCCUCCGACGGACGAGAAGAUCACUUGGCAGUGGCUUCCUUUUACAAGUUCUGCACGAAAAGAUAAUUUGCAGCUUUAUCACUGGACCAGAGUUGUAAAUAGUGUUCCACCAACAGGUGACUAUUCCUUUGCCAAGUAUAACAAGUCUGUCGACGUUGUCAAAUACACAGAUGAGGAGUAUGAGAAGUACUUGACUGAUCCUAUGUGGACCAAGGAGGAGACAGAUCAGUUGUUUGACUUGUGCCAAAGGUUUGAUCUCCGCUUUAUUGUGAUAGCUGACAGGUUCCCAUCAUCUCGGACUGUGGAGGAAUUGAAGGAUCGCUAUUACAGUGUGUCUCGAGCUAUGUUGAUUGCUAGAGCUCCUUCUCCUGGAGACGUUUCUGGCCACCCCCUUGUUAAGGAACCUUAUAAUGUUUCGCAAGAGAUAGAACGCAAGCGAGCAUUGUGUAUGGUCCUCUCUCAAACAAAACAUCAAGAGCGAAAAGAUGCUGAGGUCCUUGCUGAAGCAAAAAGAAUAGCUGAGUCACGGAUGGUUACAAGGGUAGCUGAAGAGUCUGAGUUGCCUGUCCCAUCAAAUGCUGCUCCAGAAAGUGCUGAGAGGACUAGUGUUCCUGGUGAUACUGUAUCACCUUCGUCCAAUGUUCAGCUUCCCUCUGCAGCAGUUGCACCUUCAACAGCAACAGCAGACAAUGCCUCUACUCUAGCGUCUCUUCGCAUGCUUCGGGUAUAUUUGAGAACAUAUGCACUUGAGCAAAUGGUGCAAGCUGCAAGCUCAUCUGCUGGACUUCGGACUAUAAAGCGGGUUGAGCAAACUUUACAGGAACUUGGGGUCAAUCUAAAACCAAGAGUUCCGACCAAAUUAGUUUGUGCUGAGCAUCUUGAAUUAAGAAAAGAAAUAUUGACUCUACUUAAUCUCCAGAAGCAGUUACAAUAUAAGGAGGCAGAAGGUUCAUCUUUUCGAGAUGGUUCAUACGCUGAUACACCAGGCACUCCUAAGCGCUUAUACCGUGGUGGGGAUCAGGAUCGGACAUUUGUUCCCGACAUGAGUUUUGGAGGGGAAAGGGUUGGCAAAAGGGACCAGAAACGCAAGGCACCUGGGAGGUUAUCAGAAGCUCCAUCAUCACCAGCUCAGUCUAAAAGGCCUAGAAAAUUUAAGGCAUCAGAUCUAUAAAAUAAUAAAUCUAGCUGCGAGGAAGCAAAUGAACUUCCAAUGAAGUAGAAGCAGAAGAAGGAAGUUUUUGGUUGCAGAAUUCUUCCUCCUGUUUCGUGGGAAGCAGACGUGGAAGCACUAACUCAAGACCAGCUCAUCAAUUCAUCAUAAUGUAGUUAAGUUUAGGCCGCAAUGCUUUUAGUGAGGUGCAGAAAUCAGAGAUCUUUGUGAAUGAUGAUUUUUUUGUACAUAACUAGUGUUUGGCCCAUGUGAUGCAACAAUGUUACCGUUUCUGACCAAUUUAAAUAGAUCCUCGACUACAUUUCUAAGCUUC